Molecule: messenger RNA, 885 nt
Organism: Chrysoperla carnea
Lineage: Eukaryota; Metazoa; Arthropoda; Insecta; Neuroptera; Chrysopidae
Product: leucine-rich repeat-containing protein 15-like
Exons: 5
Coding region: 1-885 (294 amino acids)
Molecular function (GO): protein binding
Source: RefSeq, a predicted model, not a curated record
AUGAAAAAUGAGGAAAAAAUAUCUGCUUUUUGUAUGCUUGAACAAGCUAUUCAUAUUAUUUGUUUACAUGCAUUGGAAGAACUAGAUUUACAUAGCAAUCGAAUUCGAGUAAUUGAAAAGAAUGCAUUUGAAUCAUUAAAUAAUUUACAAAAAUUAAAUUUAAGUUAUAAUUUUCUAGAAACAAUACCAAAUUGUAUUGGAGAUAUUCCACAGUUAAAAUAUUUGGAUUUAGCUAAUAAUCGAAUAAAACUAAAUGGAAAAAAUUGUUUUGCAAAUUUACAUCAAUUAAUUUACAUAGAUUUAUCGAAUAAUCAAAUUAAGGAGAUACGAAAUGAAAUAUUGGAUUCGUUAAAUAAUCUCAAAGUUCUCUUACUCAAUGAAAAUUCUAUUCAAUCGAUAGACGGAGACAGUUUUGUAAAUUUAAAUCAGUUGACACACUUGGAUUUAUCAGUAAACAAGUUAACGGGAGUAGAAAAUAAAAUUUUUGAUUCGUUAACAAAUUUAAAAUUUCUUUCAUUACAUGAUAAUUUAAUAAGCACUUUCGAUGAAGAAUGCUUUAAUAAUUUGAAACAAUUAUUAUUCUUAGAUUUAUCAGUAAACAAGAUAAUUGAAGUACCAAAUUAUGUCUUUGAUUCAUUAAUUUCGUUAAAUUUAACACACUUAGAUUUAUCAGUAAACAAGUUAACGGAAUUACUUGAUAGAGUUUUUAAUUCGUUAACAAAUUUAAAAGUACUUUUGCUCAAUAAUAAUUUAAUAGACAUAUUUGACGAUGAUUGUUUUAUCAAAUUACAGCAAUUAUCAUUUUUAGAUUUAUCAACAAAUAAGAUAAUUGAAAUUCCAGAAAAAGUAUUUGAUACGUUAAACGAAUUAAAAAUUUAUCAGUAA